GCCGACCACGAUGGGUAGACGCGGAGAAGAUAAAGAAAAGAAAAAGAUCAGAGACAGACGCUAUGAUGCUGAGCUCAAGAAAGCGUUUCAUCAUCUGAGACAAGUAGUGCCGCGUGUUCAGCGGAAUUCCACUCGUGGACAGAUUUUGCAAGAGGCCGUCAAGUACAUAGGAAUCCUUGAGAAGAAAGUUGUAGAUGCAGGGCUGUGGUCAACUUUACAGCCAUUAGAGGCUCAAAGGAAUGCUCAGUUUCAAGGCGUUACUGAAGAAACCUCUACAGCUAAAGAGAAUAAUGAAAUAUUGAUGGACAAUUUGCUGUCGUCCGUGAGCCACGAUGAUCCUGAUAUUUGCAGCAAUUUGGGCGUUAGGACUCUAACAGAGGAAGAAUGUUGUGAAAAUCCCCAAGAAGAAACAUCAACGGUGCUAACCUCGCCUCUAAUAUUAAUCUCAUCGAUGUCACAACCGACAGAAAAAGGUACAUACUCUUUUGUUAGUCCUGAAGAAGCUGCAUUAUCCGUUGAUCCUGUGGAUACUAACGAAGUGAGUAUAACAGAGUCGGAGUUUCCCUUGUCAGUUCCAUUACAACAAAUCCAUUUUUUGAACACGGAUCAAAACGACGAGACUUCUGUAUUAGCCUUUCAGUCACCAGACCAGCUCUCGUCUCAAGAACUUCACACUAGAUUGAUUCCUGUGGUAGAAGUCCCUGCCUUCACUGAUGACAGUGUCUUCCCGGGGAAGUCCCACGAGGUACAGACGUCCCCGCAGCAUGACUCGUUCCUGAGUGCCGUGACAACAAUAAGCCAGGAGGGUUUGAGCGAUCUUGGUGUCACCUUGUCACCGCUUCUUUCUCCUCUGGGAAUUUUGUUCUCUCCUGGAGGGGAUCGUCGUCAGGACCCUGCCAUCGCUUUUCUGGUGGAGAGUAAGGAAGACACCGACGCGGAUUUUGCGAUUUCUAGUUCAAGUAUUGAUCCUACCUCCAACGACGUGAUGUCAAGCAUUUGCUCGGACAUGACUUCCAUAGCAGCCUCUGUAGAAGUUACUACAGCACAGAUGGGCAAGAGUGCUCUGCGAAGUAGCAAGAUAAGGAAAAGUCCAAGAUCAAGUUCGAUACAAAUUGUACCGUCUAUAUCGCCUAAGCUUGCUGUUCAGUCAAAACGUAGCAGUCCUCGAUAUCGUGACAGGCGUGUCUUGCAGGAUCAAAGUAAUUAUGAAGAAGCAAAUUCUCCUUUGAUUGCGAGUGGAAGGGGACGCCGGAGAAAUUCGAAUAACCGUUCUCCCGAGCUGGCCUCUUUUGAUCAUACCGACGAGAAUCUUUGCUUCGCGAUGGACCAUAGCCGCACGCCGCCCAGUAGCGUGUCAGGUGUCUUACUCACUGGCAAGAAAAAGACAAGUUCCCGUGCGAGAGAAGGAACGAAGAGGGGGCGGCGUAUUUAGCUGUUAUCAACUAUUCGUUACAUACGUAUACGCGAGGUAAACGUUUUGAAAUGGUAUGAAUUAGGCAGUUAUGACAUACAUAUCUGAAAAGUUGCUGUAUAUUUUCAUUACGCUAUGUAUCAUAAACAUAAGAAGGGGUAGGGCGAUCAAGCACAGAUUCAUAAGAUCAUUUUACUGCCAAUGUUCGAAGUAAUGUUAUCAAAUAUUGACUGAAUUCUACUUUUCAAACUUCUUGCGUUAUGUUACAUAAUAGCGGCAGAGUGGGUAGGAAACACCUCUAAAGGUGUUACUUGUAGUACACGGGAAUGCAUUAUUUCUUCUUCACGUGGUCUAGUCAAAUCGCGUCAAAAUGAGAAGUUAGCCCGAUAUCUAAGAAACAUUUGGAGGUAAAAACAUAAUAUUCAUCACUGUUUCUCUCAUUACCUGCGUUUUAACGGGAAGCCAGCUUUAGAGUACAUUGGUCAUGCGAUUCUUGCAACCUGAUGUAUUAAGUUCACAUACAU
Stylophora pistillata is the source of this 1935-nucleotide messenger RNA. RefSeq lists its product as uncharacterized. The record is from RefSeq and is a predicted model, not a curated record. Gene Ontology annotation, molecular function: protein dimerization activity. NCBI's taxonomy places the organism in Eukaryota, Metazoa, Cnidaria, Anthozoa, Scleractinia, Pocilloporidae.